Messenger RNA from Iphiclides podalirius (scarce swallowtail), 1176 nucleotides. The record is from the annotation of a GenBank genome assembly. NCBI's taxonomy places the organism in Eukaryota, Metazoa, Arthropoda, Insecta, Lepidoptera, Papilionidae.
AUGUCUAACGAAGCGACCGCUAAGGGCGAAGAGCGUCUUCUAGCAGAAGCCCGCCAUAAGUUCCUCAGUUUGUUCGGGCGGGAGCCGACCGCGGCUGCCUGUGCCCCAGGCCGCGUCAACCUCAUCGGCGAGCACGUCGACUACUGCGAGGGAUUUGUUUUACCCGUGGCGCUUCCUUUCGUGACUCUCAUAGUCGGCGGCUUUAACGACACAGAGGAAUGUCAAGUCGUGUCAGUGUUGGCAGACGGCGAGGAACUUCGUACCAGUUUCCCCACACCAUCGGCAGCGCCGCUGAAUCGGGGAUCCCCCGCCUGGACUAAUUACGUCAAGGGCGUCGUCGCCAACUUCCCCGGUGAUUUGAGGGGAUUCAAUGCUGUAAUAGUUUCUGAUGUCCCAAUGGGUGCCGGGGUAUCCAGCAGUGCAUCCUUGGAGGUGGCCCUUUUCACUUUCUUGGAAGCACUCACCGGUAUUCAAAUAGAUCCCGUUAAGAAGGCCCUGUUGUGCCAGAAGGCAGAACACGAAUUCCCUGGUAUGCCCUGCGGUAUAAUGGACCAGUACAUCGUCACACUCGCACAGAAAGAACACGCGUUGCUGAUUGAUUGCAGGUCUUUAGAAGCGGUUCAGAUUCCGAUGAAGUUGGACGACUUAGUGAUUCUGGUGGUGAACUCCAACGUGAAGCACCAGCUCACAGGUAGCGAGUACCCACAGAGGCGGGCGCAGUGCCAGGCUGCGGCGGACCGUUUGGUAAUAUCCUCGCUUAGGAGAGCCACUGUCAAGGAUCUUAAAGAAUUAGAACGUUUGGGAUGCGACGAGCUAGUACUGAAGCGCGCUUCACACGUCGUGAACGAAAUCAAGAGGACUGAAGAGACCGCGGAUUGUCUGAGACGAGGAGACUUCAAAAGGGUCGGAGAGUUGUUUUAUGAGUCUCACGACUCCCUGAGUACUCUCAUGGAAGUUUCGUGCAAGGAGUUGGACCAGCUGGUGGAUAUCAUGAGGUCGGCGCCAGGAGUUCUGGGAGCUAGAAUGACGGGGGGCGGUUUUGGUGGCUGCGUCGUCGCUUUGGUUGCCAAAGAACGGGCGAGCGACGUGAAGGAGAAAAUACUUUCCGAAUACGAGGGCAGACCGGUUUUCUUCAAUUGUCAACCGAGUGACGGUGCUCGCGUACUGCGGUUGAGC